This is a messenger RNA of Penicillium daleae, 1602 nucleotides long. RefSeq lists its product as uncharacterized. The record is from RefSeq and is a predicted model, not a curated record. Gene Ontology annotation, molecular function: transmembrane transporter activity. Gene Ontology annotation, biological process: transmembrane transport. Bases 1 to 1602 code for a protein of 533 amino acids. NCBI's taxonomy places the organism in Eukaryota, Fungi, Ascomycota, Eurotiomycetes, Eurotiales, Aspergillaceae. Gene Ontology annotation, cellular component: membrane. The transcript has 9 exons.
AUGGCUGACAAAGAAAACGGGCGGGUCGCUUUCAAGGACCUGAGUAGAGCUACAGCUACCGAUAUCGUGUCGACGACUGAGCGCGAUCCCAACCAUGAACUUCAUUUUGUUAGGCGUGGCGAAGCUCUUGCGGAAGCCUCAUCGAGCCAAGAAAGUAUUGAUGGAUACGAUCCAGACCUCAUGAGUGGCAGGACUCUCCUGACAGCAGAAGAGGAGAAGAAGCUGUUGCGCAAGAUUGACUGGAGAUUAAUGACGCUUUGUUCACUUAUCUUCAUGUUCAAAAAUUUGGACAGCAACAAUUCAUCGAAUGCUCGAAUCAUGAACAAAGGAACAGAUCAGAAUAUUAUGACGCAACUGGGAAUUACAUCCAACGAGUACAACCUCGUGACGGUCCUUUACUAUAUUCCAUACAUUGUAUUGGAGGCGCCCUCAAAUCUUUUGCUGAAAAGGUUUUCACCAUCCAAAUGGCAGUCCAGGAUUAUGAUUACUUGGGGCGCUGUUCUGAUGUGCAAUGCUGCUGUCAAAAAUAAAGGUGGUUUGUAUGCAACACGGUUCUUGCUCGGUGUGGCAGAGGCUGGACAAUUCCCUGGUGUAAUCCUCCAGAUGACUUACUGGUACCGGCCAGAUGAGAUGUCUUUGCGACUGCUUUAUUUCUAUAUGUGUGGAAACGUCUCCGGCAUAUUUGGUGGCCUUCUUGCCUUUGCGUUCGACACUGUAUCUGGUGCUGGAGGUCUUUCGGGAUGGCAAUGGCUGUUCCUCACCGAAGGUAUUGCAACUGUCAUCUUUGGAGUAGCUAUCUGGUUCCUGCUACCUGAUUUCCCCGAGACAGCGAAAUGGUUGACCGAGAGAGAGAAAAGGUUUAUCCAGGCACGACUGCCAUCCAACGCCCCUCGGGCCAACGAGAAAAACUUCCAGAUGCGUGAAGUCAUUGCAUCGCUGAAAGACGUGCGACUCUGGCUGUUUACCUUCAUUUGGGCCACCUUUACCGUGGGCACCAACGGCGUGACUUUCUAUCAGUCCACAGUCAUUGCAAACCUUGGGUUCACGAGCAUUGCUGCGGCCCAACUUCUCAAUAUCCCCAUCACAGUUUGCGGUCUUCUGUUCAUUGCCGCUACUGGUAUCACAGCAGAUCGUAGCCGGAUACCACGACCGCUCUAUCCACUCUCUUUCCUGAUCAUUAUCAUUACCUGCUAUGGCGUAUUCGUGGCCUACCCGAGCAACGGUGCAGUGUAUGCCGUAACUCUAAUCGGAAACGCCUUGACUGCUGGGUGGUAUCCUGUCAUGUGGCCAUGGCGAGUACAGACAACCUCUAGAGCUACCGGCUCCGCAUUCUCUAUUGGCUUUGUCAACAGUUACGGUCAAAUUGGGGGUGCCAUCGGCCCGCAGCUUUUUAGAAGCCAAUACGCACCACACUAUACUGUCCCCUUUUCCGUGGCCAUGGGUCUUGUAGGUCUUUGCGCGAUCUUGACGUUGAUAACAUGGUGGGUGACGUGGGAUACGGAACGUGAUACAAGGCGACUGAAGCUGGCUAAGAUUGCUGCACAGAAGAGGGGCGAGACAAUUUUGGAAGAUGUUGUGGACAAUGACUUGAAAGGUCAUUAG